UGACAGGUGGACACAGGAGAGCGCGCGUCGCGCCGGUGACGUCGCGGCCGGUUCUCCGCCAUCUUAGUUGUGGACAGAGAAGCAGCAACCUCGGAGGAGCCGAGGCGGUGCGGCUGUCUAAAUGCUGAGGCUCGGCAGGCGUGGGCUCUGGCUGGGCCUGGCCGCGGCAGCGGCGGCGGCGGCGGCCUCACGGCUGAUGGGCUGGUGGAGUCCCCGCGCUGACUUUCGCCUUUUCAUACCCGAGGAGCUGGCCCGCUAUCGAGGCCGCCCUGGGGACCCGGGCCUCUACUUGGCCUUGCUCGGACGCGUCUAUGAUGUGUCCUCUGGCCGGAGGCACUACGAGCCUGGGGCCCACUAUAGCGGCUUCGCAGGCCGAGACGCAUCCAGAGCGUUUGUGACCGGGGACUACUCUGAAGGAGGCCUUGUGGAUGAUGUAUCUGACCUGUCAUUUUCUGAGAUGCUGACACUCCAAAGUUGGCUUUCAUUCUAUGAGAAGAAUUAUGAAUUCAUCGGGAGGGUGACAGGAAGGUUCUACGGAGAGGAUGGGCUACCUACUCCAGAACUGACCCAGGCAGAAGCCAUGAUCACCAAAGGCUUGGAGGCAAAUAAACAGGAACUGAAAGAGAAGCAGAAGUUUCCACCAUGCAAUGCUGAGUGGAGCUCAACCAGGGGCAGCCGGUUCUGGUGCUCCCAGAGGAGUGGAGGUGUGAGCAGAGACUGGAUUGGCGUCCCCAGGAAGCUGUUUAAGCCAGGUGCCAAGGAGCCCCACUGCGUGUGUGUGAGAACAAGUGGCCCCCCUAGUGACCAGACGCCGGACCACCCUACGCACAGAAAUCGUGGGGACUUGGACCACCCCAACUUGGAGGAAUACACAGGCUGCCCACCCCUAGCCAUCACAUGCUGUGUCCCCCUCUGAGCCGGUACCCUGUAUGUCCAUAACCCACAGGGGACCCUCACCUGCCUUUCCCUAACGGGCCCUUGACUCCUGCGCCCUAGGAUGGCUCCUACAUGAAACAAGAGGGCCUGGAAGGACUGCACCACGCUCUGCAGACAGGACUCAUGCCCCUCCCCAUGGGCUCACCAUUUGGUGACUGAGGCCAGCGCCUGGCAACCUGCACAGUACUGGUCGGCCUGUUUUUGCCACUGCUCCCCUAGAUCUCCUCACCAUCAUCCUUUGGAGUUCGCCGGUAUUAAUGGGCACAAAUUUGACCAACUCAAAACUAACUGGACAGACACGCAGAAGGGCUCUGAGCUCCAACAGCUUCCUUCCCACGGACUCCCAGGCUGCCCAGAUCAGCUGCCGGCCUGGGCCCUGCUUGUAACUCCCACCCUGGUCAGGACAUCGGGGGCUACAUCAUUCCCUUACAACUCAGAAACAAGUAGACACAUCCAGAAAAGCCGUAUGAACUAACAGUGUCAACACAACCCUGUUCCGGUUCCCCACUUGCUAAUGUGAGCCCUGACUUUUACAACCUUUCUUGAAAAUAAGACCUCUGUCCUAAGGCAAACUUGAAUUUAUCAAUACAACCAAAAGCCACAUUGAGUUAAUUCGACCUGGACCAAUAUAGUGAGAGGUGACAAUAAAACAGGAUAGGCUAAUUCUGGAAAUGGAAAAGUUUUUGCUUACAGGGAUGCAGCAAAUCCAGAUGCCUCUGAACAAAGCAACAAUUUAAAGCAAGGGUACUGUUUCUCUUUCAAACACUUAAAAUUAGGGGUGAUGUGUUUUCAAAGGGAGAAGUCUGCAUUUUGAGCAAAAGGUAGUUUCACAGCUCUAACACGGACACUGGCUAGCGCAACAUCAAAGUUUGGGCAAGGCUGCAAGUGCCAAUACAAACAGCCUCAAUAGUGGGUGGUGUGUCCAGGGUCGUCUGUAAUCUCCCACACUGGACCAAGUUCAUACCCGUUACCUCCUGGGUUCUAGUUAAGCUCGUGGGGGCAAGGAGUUCCUACCUUACAGGUAAGGAAACGAAUCUGGAGCGAUUACAGGUUCAUGGUCUCCCCAUCUGCGCCUCCACCUCAACUUCUCCCAAUCCCCUCAGCUGUUAAUCUAAACACUCUCUGUCCUCCCUUUUUGGUCGUUUUUCCUCUCCUUUAUCAUUAAUCUCACUUAAUAGCUUUCCAGAUUCACGGACUAGAAAACGGAGGCUGCCUGCCCUGAACUGGCGUGGCUCGCUGCCCUUUGGCCACAGCUGCUCUUUUGCCACCCAGGAUCUUCCUCACCUGCCUUUCCAGUACCUUUAACCUCAUCCAGCCUCCUGGCUCUUCCCUCUAAGUCUGCAUUCAACAGCUCACUUCCCUUCCCUCCUGCCCCAUCCUUCUGAGGCCCUGUCCCUACUUCCCGUCCCAGCAAAGCUUUGGAAAACGCUGCAUGUGCUCAGUCUUUGCUCCUCAGCCCCCAUUUGCUUGCAACACAGUCGCCCAGCUUCGCCCUUCCCUGCUCCACAGCAGGGUAAAUUCUGUACUGGCAAACCCACGGCCACAUUCAAUUAUUACCUACCCGGACCGGUCACAUUUGAGGGCCCUCGUGAAAGCCUCCCUUGGCUUUUUCCUCAUUUCCCUUAUCUCCCUCGGGGGUUCCUUCCAGCCUCCUGGAAAGCCUCUCCUCCACACGCCUUCCCACCAGCUCCUCUCACUCCUGCAUCAGCUGCCAAGCCUGUCAUCUCGUCCAGGCGGCUUUCCUGACCAUUUCUGCAGGCACCGCAGACUCCACAGUUCUGGCAUUUAGUCUUCAUCUUCUCCCUGGUGAUUCUUCUAGUUCCCCUGGAUGGUUCCACCAUCGCCAUCUUAAAGCACCCAGUCACACCAAGUAAGAAUCCUGGCCAUCAUCCCCAGCCCCUUCCCUCCUGAGCCCCUCCUCCCGACCAGUCUCCAGGUCCUGGCAAUCCCACCCCCUUACCUGUUCAGUACUCCUCCUCCGGUUGAGGCCUUCCUUUCUCACCUGAUCUAACUGCACUCCCUGCAGCCCAUCCUCCACACUGCCAAGCCAUCCCCGUGAUGUUCAGGGCAUUCUCCGUUUAAACCUCUUCAGUGGCUCCCUUAUCUGUAAGGAUCAGUUGCUAACUCUUCAGCGACACACGAUGACCUUCUAGGGUCCGUCUCCUCUUAGCCUCUGUAUCUCUGCCACCACCUCCCACGUGCACUGAUCCCUCCAGCCUUCACCUCGCUGCUUUAUGCCUGCAACACCUUCACCCAGGCUGUCCCUUCUGCCUGGAAUGACACGUCUUCUUCUCAAUUUUUCUACCUCUUAUCCCUUAAUAACUUAGCUCAAUCAACUGGGAGGCUUCAUUAACCACUGGCCCACCAGUGGAUUUAGAUGCACUUUCCUCUAGGAAAAUAAUACUGUGUUCACUUCUAAAAUAACAAAUGUCAGUGUCCCGUAACUAUGAAUUUCCUAUCAGCCUCUCGCAUUGGACUGCAGACUCUCUUUGAGACAGGGACCAAGGAUCACUUGGCUUUGUACCCCCAUAUCCACCAUACCUAGGACACGAGAAGUGUGCAGAAUUAGCUCUCUUUUGCAGAUGAGGCAACCAAGGCCCAAAGAACUUAAUAAAGGCACAUAGCAAUGAAGCUGAGCCUAGAACUCAAGGUUCUUGUCCUGAUUCAGUGCUAUCUUCGUGCCUCCAUAGUUUGGUAUGUCUCUGCCCUCCCUGGAGCAGGAGAAAAUAAGGAGGCGAAUUUAAGUUAGGACCUUAUCCUGAGUUCCACACAGCCCUUGAGCUCAAUGCCUGAGGCAUCCCUGCUGACUCAACCCCAGGCUAACUGAGAACUAGUCACUGCCACUGCUCUCCUUAGUCCUUAGUUAUUCGACAAAUAUUUACCAAGCAUCUGUGUGCCAUGGGGUUGGGGCUGGGGGGAAGUGAGGCUCCUGACCUCAAGGAGCUUGUAGUACGGCCGAGUAAAGCCCUGGUUAGAGCAGCCAGAGGCCACUCCUGGGGUAGGAAUGCAGGGACAGCGUGGAGGCCAGGUCCAGAGAUGUUUAGAUCCUUCCAAAACAAACUGAUAAAGAAAAAGAGCAAAACAAGGCACUUAGAGUCAUCCCAGCCAAGUACAGACCUGAACUCUGGCUGAUGCAAAACCCCUGAGCCCACAUUUCAGGACACACUUACCCAGCCUCUGAGGGCUGCCCACUUUCUUGCUCAAUGAGAACUCAUUUCCUUUUUGAUGCCGACCACUUACUUUAUAGUAAAGAGCCUCCUCACACCAGGGCAGUGGGUGAAUCCUCAAAGGGUUCGCCAAGAGUAGGUUGUCAUGUUAAUGAUCCAAAAGGCUCAGCCAUGAGAAGCUAGUGGUUACUGGAGAAAUGCCUCUCCUUCUUCCCUCCUGGGCAAGACUAUGGAGGAGGAAGGUAGUCCCUCCCUGAUGGAAGCCACAGAAAGUUCAGCUCGGGCAGUUAAGACUUGCUGACAGAGGGAAGUGGAGAAGAAAACUAAUACAUGUUGGGCAAACAUGCUGAGCAGGGAGGGAGCUUUAUCUGUUCUCACUGAACCUCGAUGCCAGCCUUGAGAGGGUCUUUUUAUGGUCCAGAAAGGGGCAUAAAUCCUCCCACCCCACAUCUAAUGGUUACAAC
Messenger RNA from Eubalaena glacialis (North Atlantic right whale), 4567 nucleotides. RefSeq names its product neuferricin. The transcript has 4 exons. Gene Ontology annotation, cellular component: endomembrane system; membrane. The coding region runs from base 122 to 916 and encodes 264 amino acids. The record is from RefSeq and is a predicted model, not a curated record. NCBI's taxonomy places the organism in Eukaryota, Metazoa, Chordata, Mammalia, Artiodactyla, Balaenidae.